Molecule: messenger RNA, 2534 nt
Organism: Durotheca rogersii
Lineage: Eukaryota; Fungi; Ascomycota; Sordariomycetes; Xylariales; Xylariaceae
Product: exocyst complex component Sec6
Exons: 1
Coding region: 221-2476 (751 amino acids)
Biological process (GO): exocyst localization; exocytosis
Cellular component (GO): exocyst
Molecular function (GO): SNARE binding
Source: RefSeq, a predicted model, not a curated record
GGAGGUACCUCCCCAUUUCCAUUACUCAAUACAGCCUCGAAGCCACAUCAGAUGAAUGCAUCCAUUCCCUCCUAGGCUCUCGAAAGCCAUCGCCGACACUUUAGCAUUCGAACACCCGCACACGCUCGGAAAGACAAGCGACGAACAACCUGCGUGAUGGUCUGAAGUUGGGCACGACAACCGCGUGACGGUCGCCGUGGGUGCCUCCGUCAACUUCGCCAUGGACGCGCCCCCGGUCAAGCUCUCGGAGCUGCUCCGACACCCAGAUGAUCUCGACAAGAUCCCCGCGCUGAAGCUGGAAUUCACGCGCAAGAAAGCCGCCGUCGACUCGCAGCUACGGGGCGGCCUGCGCGAGCAGCUGGAGACGACACAGGCCGGCAUGAACGGCAUUGCCGACGGCCAGAAGAUACUGCUCGCCAUUCGGGACGAGAUGAUGAAGAUCGAUACCCUCUGCUCCGAGUCGCAGAACAUGAUCAAGGACUUCGCCAGCAUCAACCUGGUGUCGCAGGCGCAUAGGAAUUUCGGCGCCGUCGAGGCCAUGGUGGACAACCUUCAGAAAUUCAACGACCGGCUUAAUAGGGUCGAGGGCAUGUUGAAGGAGGACGAGCAGGACAAGGAGAACAUGCCGAAUCUCCUGGGCGUCCACUACGAGCUGACGCAACUACGGAACAUCCGAGACGAUGCGAUGGAGCAGAUACAGCGAGCCGAGGACCGGAGCCUACAGUCUACGUUGGAGGACUACUUCUCGCGGCUGGACGAGGCGAUAGAUUGGUUCGACGAGCACGUCGGUCUCAUAGCGCUUAACAUGAUCAACCUCCUCAUCGCCGAUAACAAUAGCCUGGUCGUGCGCCUCGCCAUCAUCGUGGAAGCCGAGGAGAAGAGUGACCAGAGGGUCGAGGCCCUACAGGAAGCGCUGAAGGAUCACAAAGAAAUGGCGACGCGCUUCCAGAGCAUCACGGACGGUGCAAAGAAGGUUAGGGGAUACAAGGAGAAGUUUCUAAAAGCGGUCGCCGUCAAUUGCGAAGGGCAAUUCGCCGAAGUCAGGGAGGAGUUCUUAGCGGACCCUACGAAGUUGGCCGAUAUGAUGAAGUGGUUUUUUAACGAUUUGAAUGCUGUUAAGCAAGGCAUGGUGUCGCUGAUGCCCAAGAAGUGGAAGAUUCUCAAGACGUACGGGGACAUAUAUCACCAGCAGAUGCACGACUUUCUCAUCAGCAUGAUCGAGGAUCCGGAGUCGAGCUCGGCGAACACGCUCGAGAUCAUCAAUUGGCCGGAGAAGUACUACAAGAAGAUGAGGAAGCUAGGCUUCUCGGAGAGCGACCUGAAACCUCACGUCCUCGACAACCGGGAGCAGGAGCUGGUCAAGGACUUCCGCCAGCUCAUCAUCAAGUUCCUCGACCAGUGGAUCGAGAGGAUCUUCGCGCAGGAACGGCGCGACUUCGCGGACCGGAACGUCGAGGGCUCGAAUCUGGACACGGACGAGUAUGGCUACUUCCGCACCAAGAACCUGGUCGACAUGUGGCGCAUGCUGCGCGAGCAGGUCGACGUCGCGGCCAACUCGCAGAGGACCGACGUCGCGGAAGGCGUCAUCGACGCCAUGUUUCUGCGGCUGCGCGGGCGGCAGCAGUCCUUCCAGAAGAUGCUCGAGGAGGAGGGGGAGAAGUACGAGGCGGACAAGACGGCGGAGCUCGAGGGCUUCCAGGCGCUGCAGGACUGGCUCAUCGCCACGGCCAACGACCAGAUGGCCUGCAUCGACGACAACGAGGAGGACGGCCGGCUCGCGUACCUGUCGAGCUUCAAGCAGAAGUUUGAGCCGAUCGUGACGCCGCAGUACAUGGAGCGGGCCGAGAUGGAGAUCAGCCUGCUCCGCGACAGCUACGUGGACCUGAGCACGUGGUGCCUCAGCAAGUUCGCCAAGCUGGUGAUCGCGGUGGACUUCGGGGCGGUGAUGCCGACCUUCUUCACGCCGCGGUGGUACGAGACGACGGCGAUGCGGCAGAUGGUGGCGACGCUGGAGGAGUACGUCGGGGACUACCAGCAGGUGCUGCACCACUCGCUGGUGGACGUGUUCAUCGAGAUCUUCGCGGACGAGCUGCUGGUGCAGUACCUGAUGGGGGUGCGCAACAAGGGGGCCAAGUUCCGGCGGGCGGAGCCGUUCCAGGACAAGAUCUUCAACGACGUCUCGACCGCGUUCGAGUUCUUCCGCAGCCUGCCGAACGCGGACCUGGGCAACGACAUCACCCAGACCUGGCGCGUGACCGAGUCCUUCCUGCAGCUGCUGACGGCCGGCAAGGACGAGGUGCCCGACGUCUUCCAGGAGUUCAAGACGCGCUACUGGGACCUCCAGAUCACCUGGGUCGAGGCCGUGCUCCGCUCGCGCGACGACUUCGAGCGUAGCAUGCUCAACGCCGUCAAGGCCCGCGCCGCCCAGAUGGACGUCGUCCGCGGGCCUGAGACCAUCAUGGGUAAGGUCAAAUAGAGAAAGAGAGAGAAGGGGAGUGUACGUGUGUGUGUGUAUGUGUGCGUGUGUGUGUGUG